AGACUAUUUCCUGUUUGUAGACUCCCAUGUUUUCACUUCAUCUUUAAUUACUGUGGUUUUUAAUAUUUUUACUUUUAAAAUAAUUAUUAUUAUAUAUUUUUGUAUUUUUCCAUUCUUGUUUUAUAUUAUUUUUCCUCUACGUAAGACGUUAUAUUUAUUAUAAAUGCAAAACGUCAUUAGAAUAUUUUUCAAGAAGGCAUGGCCGACACUGGAAUGAGCUUGGAUGACAUAAUUAAAAAAUCAAAACCAUCAGCAAUGAAAGGCAGAGGUGGUCGACAUGGAACAGUACCAACGAGAGGUGGUGGAGUCCAUGGUCGUGGAAUUACCCAAAAUAGAGGCGCUCGUAUUAAUGGAUCAAUUCGUGGACGUGGAAAUGGAGGCGUUACAGAUGCUAGAUUUAAAAUAAUUCAAAAGAAUAGACUGAAGAUGACUGAUGCUCGUGAUAAAUUAGCCGAGAUCGCUAAACAAAGUGAUGCACGAUUGAAAAUCGAUAAAUUAAGAGCGACACAAUUUAAGAAAAUUGAUCCAUUCUUAUCGAUUGCAAGGAAAACUGGUCGUAAUGGUAGAAUUACACUAUCAACAAAUAAAGUACCACAAUUCAAUGAUAUUUCUCAUAGUGUGCCAAAUACUUUUGUACAACAAUCGAGGAGAACAGUGGGAUUCAGACCACCAUUGGAGCCGAAUUAUGUUAAUAACAUAUCAAUGGAAUUUGACGAUGAUUAUAUAAUGGAUUCACCGCCAUUGAGGAGAACUGUUAAUAAUGAGUAUGCUCCGUCACUUCCACCACCGCCUCCUGUUUUUAACAUUAAACCAGCAACACCAUAUACGUGGGUUAAACCUUCGAGUUCGUUAGGGAAAAAUUCAGUGGCCAGAAAACAGGAAUCAGAGAGACCAAGAGACUUUAAAGUUAUUGCCCACACCUCAAUGUCUAAACCUGCUAAUUCGUACAGGGAGGAGUGGUCAUUUGGAUCAAAAUCGAGAACCAUUUUGUCAGAUAAUGCUGGCGAUAGUAAAUAUUAUGAUUCAAGAAGUCACAGGGAAGUUGGAAUAAAAGCUCGACUUGACACUUCUCCAGUCAAGUCACGAACUAUUGCAGCGCCUCAACAGAAAAUGAUUACCACACACACCACAGGUUAUCGAAUUGUAGUGUCAAAUUUACAGCCAAAUGUCACACAAGAAGACAUUAAGGAACUCUUUGAAGAUGUUGGAGAACUGCUUGUGUCUAGAUUAGUGCGUCCAGGAACUGCGGAAGUUAUUUAUAAGACUUUAAAAGACGCAACAAAAGCGGUUGAGACCUAUCACAACAGGCAACUUGAUGGACAUCCUAUGAAAUGUUUAUUAGUCAAUGCGAGACCAAGAAACAAUCCUACUGGACCAGCGGUCAGACCAUUAACAGAAUCUAGAAGAGGUACUGGAUACGUUCAACCUAGUUUAGGAGCAGUUCACAGGGCGUUAUUCGAAGAUUAAUUUUCAAAACCAAGAAAAAGUGCUUGUAAUCAAUUCAUUUUUUGUUUUUUAAGAAAGUAAGUUUUUCGAUACAGUUUUUAUAAUUUGCAGCCAAGAAACAUCAAAACUUUAGCUGUAUAUACAUAUACACAAAUAAUUUUGUUUAUAUCAGAAUUUUUUUUUAAUUUAUAAUGAAACCGAUUAGAUUAUAGUAUAGAUCUUGAAAAAAUUAAAGAAUUUCAAUUCUUUAAAGGAAAAAAAAAAUAUUAAUUUAGUUCUAGUUUUUAUGAAUUUUUAUUCAAUCAAUAUUUAAAAAACAAACAAGCAAAAUUUUUUUCAUUCAUAAAAUCAUAAUAUAUAUAUAUAUAUUUCCAUACAUUAAUUUUAUAAUUUUUGAAAUUAUUCACUAAUUUUUAGUUUGUAAUUAGAUUUCUUUUGCUUAUGGAUGUUUUUCUUUUUUGAAAUCAAACAAUUUGUUACAAAUUUAUUUUAGCUAUAUUACGUAUCUAAUGUUGGAAAUAAAGUAAAAAUGAAAAAAAACUA
Molecule: messenger RNA, 1989 nt
Organism: Leptopilina heterotoma
Lineage: Eukaryota; Metazoa; Arthropoda; Insecta; Hymenoptera; Figitidae
Product: polymerase delta-interacting protein 3-like
Exons: 6
Coding region: 199-1467 (422 amino acids)
Biological process (GO): mRNA export from nucleus
Cellular component (GO): nucleus
Molecular function (GO): mRNA binding
Source: RefSeq, a predicted model, not a curated record